Molecule: messenger RNA, 5552 nt
Organism: Scophthalmus maximus (turbot)
Lineage: Eukaryota; Metazoa; Chordata; Actinopteri; Pleuronectiformes; Scophthalmidae
Product: collagen alpha-1(XXVIII) chain-like
Exons: 36
Coding region: 721-4386 (1221 amino acids)
Molecular function (GO): serine-type endopeptidase inhibitor activity
Source: RefSeq, a predicted model, not a curated record
CCAAACUAAGUUGAUGUUAAAUAUAUGUUUCCAAAUAUGGUUUCUGUCAUUUGAGGUAGUUUGUCAUCACACUGAUGUAUGUUCAAGUGUUGAGAGUGACUCACGAUUGGCUGAGAGCGUGUAUGGUGUUGUAAGGUUAUAAAACCCUAUAAUAUAAUAUAAAAACGUCUUCUUCACAUCAUUAAAAGCCCAAAUCUCUCCAGACAUUUCACCAAAGACACAUGUUCUUCGUUCAUCGUGACUUAUUCACAACACAUUGACCAACAUUUGAUUAAGCCCUGCUUCGAGCUCAACAGCUGACAAAGUAAAAAUGACUCACCCCCCCAAAAAAUGAAAAGGGUGAGGAGGGUGGAGGUUGGGGGAAUGCACUCAUUGCUCUGCCUUGUCGAGGGAUUUCUCCCACAUUCUGCCCCAAAGUGGGAGUGAGCUUUAAAAAAGAGGGCUGGUCUUCCUUUCAUUUACUGCCUUUACUUGGAAUGGCUCCACUUUGAGUCUGAUGAGCCCAACCUUGAGGCUGCUCCUGCCACCGCCGCCCACCACAGGGCCGCACAUCCACUUGACCUGAGACUCUCGAGGACUUUGAUGCUCAGCACAAGGAAGCAGAGUAACUUUUGGAAGGAAGAAUCUGUCGGCUGCCUAUUUGCACUUUUCUGUAUGAACUUCUUCGCGGGCGCACAGAGCUGAUCACAUCCGACACCUGAGUCAGCAACUCUGGGAAUCAUGGUCCCCUCGCUGCUCUGGCUCCUGAUGCUGUGUGGACUUCAGGGUCUUUGGGCUCAGGACUAUGAAGAAGACUAUGAAGAAGAGGUGGUGACCACCAAGAAGAAGACCAAACUAUUUCCAUCCAAUUCCAUACCACAAAAAGCCAAAUCGCUCAUCGAUGGCGACUGCAGUUUGGAGUUGGCCUUUCUGAUUGACAGCUCGGAGAGCGCCAAGGACAACCAUGCCCAGGAGAAGCGCUUGGCCUCCGACGUGAUGGACCGGCUGCAGGGCCUCCAGCUGCAGACCGGCCGCAGCCUGGGCUCCCGAGCGGCCCUCCUUCAGUACAGCAGCCACGUUAUCAUCGAGCAGACCUUCAAACAGUGGAAAGGCAUCAGCGACUUCAAGUCCAGAAUCGCCCCGAUCGCGUAUAUCGGUCACGGCACCUACACCACGUACGCCAUCACCAACCUCACCCGCAUCUACUUGGAGGAGUCGGAGCCCAGCAGCAUCAAGGUGGCCAUUCUGCUCUACGACGGCAUCUCGCACCCCAGGAACCCAGACAUAUUCUCAGCCGUGGCUGACGCCAAGAACCAGGGCGUGCGUUUCUUCACCAUCGGCAUCACGCCGGAAGCCAAUGAGCCGACCAACAUGGCUCAGCUGCGGCUCAUUGCCAGCUCGCCCGCCUCCCGCUACCUUCACAACCUGCAGGACAGAGGCAUCGUGGACAAAGUCAUCAAGGAGAUUACGUUGCUGGCAGAUGAAGGGUGUCCCCUGGCCCAGAGCAAGUGUGCAUGCGAGAAGGGCGAGAGGGGCCCCGGGGGCCCUGCCGGCAAGAAGGGUCGUCCUGGAGAGGACGGAACUCCUGGUUCAAAAGGACAGAAGGGGGAGAGUGGGCUCGGUGGACUUCCAGGCCGCGAAGGAGGAGAGGGAAAACCAGGGUACAAAGGAGAGAAGGGAGAAAGAGGAGAGUGUGGCACACCUGGAAUUAAGGGAGACAGAGGUCCUGAGGGAAACGUUGGCCCAAGAGGAAAUCGUGGUCUUCAGGGUUUGCCUGGUCCGCUUGGUGAUAUCGGACCUGAAGGUGUGGCGGGUAAAAAAGGGGAAAGGGGACUUCCUGGGCCACCUGGAAUCCAAGGAGAAACUGGGAUCGGCCUUCCGGGACCCAAGGGGGAUGUUGGUUACCAGGGGCAACCAGGGCCCCACGGUCCUGCGGGCGUUGGCGAGCCUGGAUCACCGGGACCUCAAGGGCCACAGGGAGUCCAAGGAGAGAGAGGGCCACUAGGAGAAGGUCUCCCCGGACCAAAGGGGGAGCGAGGCUUGGGCGGGCCACGGGGGCCCAGAGGACAGCCGGGCGCCGGAAUCAAAGGAGACAAGGGGGAUUUUGGAGCUCCAGGUCUUCCAGGGCCCCUCGGCAUCACAGGAGUAGGAAUACAGGGUGAGAAGGGCGUGGAAGGACCAAGGGGGCCACCAGGGGGCAGAGGCCCACCAGGAGAGGGCAUGCCUGGAUCCAAGGGGGACCAAGGGUUGCCGGGCGAGGUUGGCGCCCCAGGGGAGAGAGGGGCUGGAGACCCUGGAGUUAAGGGUCAACCAGGAUCACCGGGAUCGUCGGGUUUGCCGGGGCUGCCGGGGGAGGACGGGGCCCCCGGACAAAAGGGUGAGGCAGGAUCUGCAGGUCUCAGGGGGCCUGAGGGGUCACCUGGAAUUGGGACUCAGGGUGAAAAGGGUGACCAAGGCCAAAGAGGAAUAAGGGGCUUGACUGGUCCACCUGGUAUAGCUGGACCCUCGGGACCAAAGGGAGAACCAGGGGCACAAGGCAGGUCAGGUUCUCCUGGUCCACCGGGCCGGUUCAUCGCAGGACCCAAGGGGGAUUCUGGCCCGAAUGGUCCUCCUGGUCCGAUCGGGGAAACUGGCUACGGACUUCCUGGUCCAAAGGGUGACCGUGGAGACGCGGGCCCUGCAGGUCCAUUCGGUCCCAAAGGAGACGGCUAUCCCGGCCCCUCAGGUCCUCCCGGUCUGCCUGGACUUCCAGGGGAAUCCGGCCCAGAAGGAGUGGGCAUCCCGGGACCAAAGGGGGAUAUUGGUUUCCGAGGGUUGCCUGGUUUACCGGGACCUCCGGGCGAAGGACUCCAAGGACCGCUGGGUAACCCUGGGCGACCAGGCCCCACGGGGCCCAUGGGGCCACAAGGACAAGGAUUUCAGGGGCCGAAGGGUGAACAGGGGGCUCAGGGUGUGACGGGGCCGAGAGGACUUCCUGGAGACGGCUUUCCUGGAGCCAAAGGUGACCGAGGCUCGUCGGGGGAGAGGGGGCUGAAGGGAAUCAAAGGAGAUCUGGGAGAUGCAGGAAGCUCGGGCCAACCUGGCCGACCUGGUAUCAAAGGUGAAGCAGGACUCACCAGAGAGGACAUCAUUCGAAUGAUCAAAGAGAUCUGCGGAUGUGGGAUCAAGUGUAAGGAGAGGCCCAUGGAGCUGGUGUUUGUCAUCGACAGCUCGGAGAGCGUGGGCCCGGAGAACUUCGAGAUCAUCAAGGACUUUGUGAACGCGCUGGUGGACCGGGUCACGGUGGGCCGCAACGCCACCAGGAUCGGCCUGGUGCUGUACAGCCUGGAGGUGAAGCUGGAGUUCAACUUGGCCCGCUUCGUCAGCAAGCAGGACAUCAAGCAGGCCAUCAGGAACAUCCCCUACAUGGGAGAGGGCACAUACACGGGCACGGCCAUCCGCAAGGCCACCCAGGACGCCUUCUACGGGUCACGUCUGGGGGUCAGCAAAGUGGCCAUCGUGAUCACCGACGGCCAGACGGACAAACGGGAGUCGGUGAAGCUGGACAUCGCGGUGCGAGAGGCGCACGCCGCUAACAUCGAGAUGUUCGCUCUGGGCAUCGUGAACUCGUCCGACCCGACGCAGGCCGAGUUCCUGAGGGAGCUGAACCUGAUCGCGUCAGACCCGGACACGGAGCACAUGUUCCUCAUCGACGACUUCAACACCCUGCCAGCUCUGGAAUCCAAGCUGGUCAGCCAGUUCUGCGAGGACGAGAACGGCGCCCUGAUAUAUAACAGAGUCACCAACGGCUACAACGGCUACGGAAACAACGGCUACAACGGCAACAGGAACGGCGUCAACGGGAAGUACGCCGUCGGCGGCUACGGAUACCGGCCUGUGACCGAGCAGGGAACUCAGACGGACACCGGCGUCCACGUGGAGAGCACACAGCGCGGCAGUAAAGGAUCCAGCUCAGCACACCACCAGGGCGGAGGAGGGCAGCAUGUGCACACGGAGACGACGAACCGGGGAACUGAGCGCGGUGACACAUUUAACCGUGAACCGAUAGAUCUCGGCCCCGUCCCUCCUUCCAGAGAGGACUCCUCCAGUGGCCGAGGUUCCUCUUCAUCAUCAUCUUCAUCAUCAUCCUCUCUAAAUAUAACCACAUCAUCCUCAGGUGUAUCUGUACAAUAUGUUCCUGCCUCAAGGCCGGCUCUCCCCAAAGAGACAGUUCCCUUGGACCCUCGCUGUGGCUUGGUCCUGGACCAGGGCACGUGUCGGGACUAUAACAUCCGCUGGUAUUACGACAAGCAGGCCAACGCCUGCGCCCAGUUCUGGUACGGAGGCUGCAACGGCAACAAGAACCGCUUCGACACGGAGGACGAGUGCAAGAGGACGUGUGUGAUCGCCAGAUCCACCGGCGGCUGAGAGAAAACAUCUGCCACACAUCUGCUGUAGAUACGUCACGGAGGGGCAGCUAGUACAGUACCAGCCUUUUCACUGGGUUACGUAAAGGUUUUCCAUAUCACCACGACAAAACACCUCACGUCUCUGGGCCUCCUCUCACCGCAGAGGCUUAGAUAGAUACCUCCACUGUUGUUUUUAUAUAUAUAUAGAUAUAUAUAUAUUCGCAUCUGGUGCAGGAGAAACUCCAUCACUCUCAGGAACACAGACGAGCAGAGUGUCUCCGCUGCAUCACAUGAUCAGUUAUAACGUUGCCUUGUCAGUGUCACAAAGAAACAUGGCAUCAAUCAAUCAACAGGCCAUAAAAUUAAAAACCGAAGCCAUCAACGUCUUCACUCAAGCGACCGCUGCAGGAUCCAACAACACAUGGCCUCUCACCACUCACAUCAAUAAAAUACACUUUGUUUUGUUUUGAUAUGAAAAUGACUGAUGCUCUGUAACGUCCUCGGAUCAUUUUGUGCUUUUGAAUGUGUCUUCGAUUUUCUGAAAGAAAAGUUAUAAUGUUUUGUGUUUACAUCAUUUUACUCGUGUCUACAUUUGUUCAACACUGACACACACACACACACACACACACACACACACACUGCCCUCUACUGGGUAACACACUGUUCACCGACUGAGCAGCAGCUGAUGUGCGAGGUGUUACUCGACUGUACUGACUGGAUAAAUCCAUGUUGUGUUGUUAAUGACCUGGUCAACCUGUGAUGUCAGACAUUUUUAAUAAAUGGGAUCUAAAACGAAUAUGUGAAAAGGCAUUGCCAUCAUAUUGAUUAAGGGACUGUAUGGAAAUUACUAGGGGGAUAUAUGGAUGGUCAGAAAAUGGAGGGUAGUGUAGUAUUUGUUUUUAUUUUUUAGGUGAGUAUUUGGGGCCAUGUUGAAGACAAAAAAAAUCUUAGAUUUUGAGAUUAAAGUCGUAAAUAAAUGAGAAAAAGUCCCAAUAAUACCAGAAUAAAGUUGGAAUUUAAUGACACUUAAAUUUGAUUUUUUUCUCCAAACAUUAUGACUUUUUCUAUUAAUAUUACGACAUCAUCUCGCUUUUCUUGUAAUGUAACAACUUUAUUCUGGAAAUCCUUCAUGUCUCACACUCAGACAGUGACAACGUUCAAAAUAAACCUCAGACUUUCCUAUUG